Messenger RNA from Temnothorax curvispinosus, 3688 nucleotides. RefSeq names its product rab-like protein 6. The transcript is spliced from 6 exons. The record is from RefSeq and is a predicted model, not a curated record. Gene Ontology annotation, cellular component: nucleus; cytosol. Bases 311 to 2437 code for a protein of 708 amino acids. Lineage: Eukaryota; Metazoa; Arthropoda; Insecta; Hymenoptera; Formicidae. Gene Ontology annotation, molecular function: GTPase activity; GTP binding.
UUGUUCCAAUGCUUACAUACCUCCUAUCCCCCUCUGGGGGGACACGAUAUGUUUCGUGAUAACGAGGUGGACGGAAUUCGUCGCCGCUGUAAUAAUCGUAAUAAUAGUCAAGUAGAGCAAUCAAGUUCUUUAUCGUUAUCGCAAUGUUUUUAGUUCGCGUUGCAAACCACGAAGUGUCCUCCAAUAAUCGCGUUAAAAACGAAAAUUGUGCAGUCUUCAUGUCUUUUAUUCAAUAAAAAAAUAUUUAUGUUACUAUUUUGCAUCAAAGUUAAUUUCUUGGACCGAUGCUUCUUUGAGGAAAGAUCGCACGAUGUUUUCUGCCAUUAAAAGACUAGCCGGAAAGUCUGAUGGAGUCGGCAAUGCGUCUCCCAGACCGGCCCACCAAUCCAUGCCGACGAAUCUUCAGAGAAAGUUUGCCAAAGGCGUGCAAUAUAAUAUGAAAAUAAUAAUAAAGGGAGACAGGAAUGUAGGAAAGACAUGUUUAUUCUAUAGACUGCAGGGGCAAAAGUUUAUCGAAGAGUAUAUACCCACGGAAGAGAUACAGGUGGCGAGUAUACAGUGGAAUUACAAAGCCACCGACGACGUGGUCAAGGUGGAGGUAUGGGAUGUUGUAGAUCGCGGCAGACGCCGGCGGAAGUUGGAGGGUCUGAAAAUGGAUAACGCUCCGACUAACGCGGAAAACGCGAUCGAGGAACCCGCUCUAGAUGCCGAGUUUCUCGACGUUUACAAGGGUACCAAUGGUGUCAUUAUCGUGAUGGACAUCACGAAGAACUGGACGUUCGACUACGUACAGCGUGAGCUGCCGAAGAUACCUAGCCACAUACCCGUCAUUGUCCUCGGCAACCACUGCGACAUGUCGCAUCACAGAACCGUCACCGCGGAUCACGUGACGUACUUCAUAGAUUCGCUCCAUGAGAGAACUGCACAAGUGAGAUACGCGGAGUCAUCGAUGCGAAAUGGCUUCGGCCUAAAACUGCUGCACAAAUUUUUUAAUCUACCGUUUCUGCAGCUGCAACGCGAGACAUUGCUAAAGCAGCUCGAGACCAACGAGGAAGAGACGCGUCUGACUGUCCAAGAGCUCGAUCUCUUCCAGGACAGCGACGAUGCUGACUACAACAAAUUCUUGGACAAUCUCGUGAAUCGUAGAAGAGCCCUUGCCGAUUCAGUGUCCGCCAGUAAUCUAGUCUCAAAUGUUCCGUCGUCUAUGAGCAACUAUCAUCUUGCACCUUCCAACACGAAUGUUGUUGGAGAAGUCAAAAGAUCAGCCUCUAUGCCCGGUCCGAUCGGCGGCGGAACUCCAAUACCGAUGAAAAAUUUAGAGAUGAAAUCGUUACCGAGAAAAGAGAGUUCUACGACGAGCACAUCAGAUAACGUAUCUAAUUCUACGAAAACGUCACAAAUUUCGACAGCAUCUAUUUCGCAAAAUUCCGCUGCUAAAAUAGAAGCGGCUAAACCGGCUGAAUCUGCCAAUAACAACGGCGAGAGAAGAGAUUCGCUUAAUCGGCCAUCACUUAUGUCCAAGAUCUUCGGUCAUAAGAAGGAAGACGAGACAGACGGGAAACUGCCAAAUAUUAAAAAUGUUAGUUUAAACGCACCGUUGACUAGUGUCGAAGACUUCGUGCCGGAUGGAAUGCUGGACAAAUCGUUUUUGGAAGGCUGCAGUAUGAGCUCCAACUCCCUCACUCCAGAGCCAGAUCCUGUACCUGUAGCUCAAGAAGGUGCAGAAUCUGAGAGUGAUGUGGAGACUGGUAAUCCUCUGGUAGCCGGUUAUGAGGAUGACUUGUCGUCCAUCGAAGAAGUAGUUUCUCCUGUACAGCCAAAAUUAGCAGAGAAUCCGCUGUCCAAACAAAAACACAAAUUAGAACCAUUAUCAGGCCCAGAGAUAAAUAUCGAGAAGCCAAUACAAGUCACGAAACGCGACUCUGUUUCCUCUAUAGAGCAAGAAUUGCGUAUCUCCAAUGAAUAUGAGCAACCGAAUGAGCAAUCAGACAUAAACUCAGACGCUUUUGAUAACUGGUUACGACGAGAUUCCAAAUGGCGGCAAAGUCCUGAAGGAGGUGAAGAUGUGAGUAGCACUAGUACGAGGAAGGAUAGACUAGAAUUGAGCGAUAAGAGUCUGGAUGUUAGCGUGACGAGUUCCAAUGUUCAUUUGGAGCUGCUCGAUGACACUAGUAUGCGCCAGGUGAGCUCCAAUGCCAGUAGUCCGGUGAUGAAGGAAAAAAAGAAACACAAAGAGAAGGGAGAUGAGAAGGAGAAGAGGAAAAAGAAAAAGUCAAAAGACAAGGAUAAGGAUAAAGAGAAAACGGAGAAGACCGAGAAGAAGAAGAAACGCUCGUCGCAUCGAACGAAGGAAGAUCGAGAGCGAGACGAGCUUGAAGAAUUUUUGAACGGCUCGGUCACGAGAAUCGGCGUUGAUGUGGCCUACGAAGCGAUUUAGCAUUCCGGAAUUAUUAUCAGUAACAAUUUUUAAAAGCCACGCAUCUUCCAAAAGAAGAAGUCUUCGCUCUCCAAUGUAAUAUAUGUUAUGCUCUCGAAAGCGGAGAAAUAAGAUUUUUCUCGAAAGAGAAAUAAUGUACUUCGGAUUGCGAUCUAUUAAUCUGCGAAAGAAUACAUUCAUUUUCCGCAAACUUGGCGAGACGUCCGUUCUGAGUCACUUUGACCUACGUUUCAGUCGGAUUCGGCAUUUCAGUCUGCCACGAUAAAAAAAUUGUGAUUUUAUUAGGAAUAUGCUUCGGCGAUCAAACCUGCACUUAUUUAUAUUGCAUUUCUUGAAUGUUUGCCGAUUUUUAACGAGUAUUCGAAAAAUCCAUAUAUGGCGAUGAGUUUGUUGCGUGAAUGGAUAUAAUAUUGCGAAUAUCUUUUACCCCUUACGUGAUAUCACGUGAUAUGACGACUGCGGCCAGUAUUCAUAGUUUGAUCUUAUUUCGAGACCGUCUUAAGUAAUGUUUUAAAGUGCUACGGCUCUGUGAUUAGUUUAUGACAUCUUAAGAUUGUACUUAAGAUGGUGUUAAAUAUAAGAACCGACUAUGAAUACUGGUCUACGUGACAUUAUAAUGGCAUAUUUACGAAAUUAUUUAUUAAACUUCUAUUUUCAAUAUUUGUGUUCACUCGCAUUAAGAUUUAUAUGUAUAUUUAUCGUUGAUAUCAUUUUUAUAAAUAUUCUCUUUAGCUUAACACAUAUGCUCUGUCCUUGUUGAAUAUAAUUCUUUUAAAGAAGUUAUCCUAUAUAAGAAUGUUAUGUUAUUGUUGUAUUUUUCAUAACGAUGUAUAGCAUUGUAUGAUCAUUGCAGCUUCAUGUUAAUAAAUAUAUAUACAAGUACGUGUUUAGGUUCUUGUCUUUAUAAGAAGGUGAAAAGAAGGACGGUAAAGCGAAUAAAGAGUUUUAAAAGUUCUAUAAACAUUAAGUUUCUAACAGCCCAAUAGCUCUUUUCAGUAAUUUAAUCUGGAUACAUUUGCGUCACUAUAUCCUUUAUAUUGGAAUUAAUCGUUGGUCAAUCUAAUCCCAGAUUAUAAUAAAAUGAUGAAAAAAAAUAUUUAAAAAAACACAGAUAGCUGGAAAUAAGCGGUAAAAUCCCGAAAAUGUUAACUUGGAAUUAAGAAAUCAAUUUUACAUAGAAUUUACUUGAAGCCUUUCUUUUAAAGAAUCUUGUAAAAAUAUAAUAAAAUACAACGUAAAUUGCAUAACACA